Messenger RNA from Phragmites australis (common reed), 1747 nucleotides. Its product is annotated as transcription factor FAMA-like. Gene Ontology annotation, biological process: stomatal complex development; positive regulation of DNA-templated transcription; guard cell differentiation. Bases 236 to 1486 code for a protein of 416 amino acids. Gene Ontology annotation, molecular function: DNA-binding transcription factor activity; protein dimerization activity. The record is from RefSeq and is a predicted model, not a curated record. NCBI's taxonomy places the organism in Eukaryota, Viridiplantae, Streptophyta, Magnoliopsida, Poales, Poaceae. Gene Ontology annotation, cellular component: nucleus. The transcript is spliced from 4 exons.
UGGAUGUGUCAAAGCGCGCGGCGGGCGGUCGAAUUCAUCAGCCUCCUCGUCGUCUCCACGCGCUCACCUCCAUCCCCUUGCUAGCUUCCUCAUUAAUGCAUGCGCAUGCGCACAGCGAGCGAGAGGCUCCUCCUAACGCAAACACAAAAGCUAGCUGGCUAGCUAGCCUAGCGUCCUCUUCAUCCUCCUCUCCUUCUUGCUGCUCCCUGUACGGUGUGUGAUCGAGCCUGCAUGCAUGCAUGCAUGUGUCCGCCGUGAUCUGAUCAUGGACAAAGAGCAGGGGAAGAGUCACAGUCACCUGGACAGCUUUGCGCCGCUCGACGGCGCGCCGGAGGAGCAGCCCGGCGGUGGCGCCGAGAUGGUCGACUACAUGCUGGGCCAUGCGCCGCCGCCAAACGGGCCGCAGAGCCAGGUGUCCUUAGACAAGCUCAGCUUCUCCGACGUCCUGCAGUUCGCCGACUUCGGCCCCAGGCUCGCGCUCAACCAGCCCGCCGCGUCCGACGGCCGCGAGGACGUCGACGACUGCGAUGACGACGACGACGACGACAGCUACUUCUUCAGGUUCCAGUCCCUGCCGUCCCUCCCUACCGCUCCUCCCCGCGGCGACGGCCAGAAUCACCCGGAACAGGAGGGCAGCAAGACGGCCGACGAGGGGGGCGCGCACGACGUCGGCGGCGGCGUCUCCGAGAGCACGACGCUGGUGCAGCAGGCCGACGGCGGCGGGCGCUCUGAGAAGGGCGGGGACCAGGGGAAGAGCGGGCGGCGGAAGCGGCCGCGGACGGUGAAGACGACCGAGGAGGUGGAGAGCCAGCGGAUGACUCACAUCGCCGUGGAGCGCAACCGGCGGCGACAGAUGAACGAGUACCUCAGGAUCCUCAGGUCCCUCAUGCCAGGAUCCUACGUCCAGAGGGGAGACCAAGCAUCCAUCAUAGGAGGCGCCAUCGAGUUCAUCAGGGAGUUAGAGCAAUUGAUCCAGUGCCUCGAGUCGCAGAAGCGGCGCCGCCUGUACGGCGGCUCUGGCGACGCGCCGGCGCCACGCCCAGUGGUGGACUCUGCCGGAGCCGGCGUGCCAACGUCCACUCAGCAGCAGGCGCCACCGCCGUUCUUUCCACCAAGCCUCCCAUUUCCGGCGCCGUCGGCCGGCGCCGCAGCCAAGGUCCUGGACCUCGACGCGGGCGGCGGAGGGCUCCGGGAGGAGGUGGCCGAGAACAAGUCGUGCCUGGCGGACAUCGAGGUGAGGGCGCUGGGCGCGGACGCCAUGAUCAAGAUCCUGUCCCGCCGCCGGCCCGGGCAGCUGAUCAAGACCAUCGCGGCACUCGAGGACAUGCAGAUGUCCAUCCUGCACACCAACAUCACCACCAUCGAGCAGACCGUCCUCUACUCCUUCAACGUCAAGAUCGUCGGCGAGGCAAGAUACUCGGCAGAGGACAUCGCUGGAGCCGUCCACCAGAUCCUCAGCUUCAUCGACGUCAACUACACCCUGUGAUCCGAGCGGUCUCUUUGCCAAGAAAGGGGGUUCCGGUUAAUGGCGGCGACUUGUUUACUACUUAAGAUGCUAUUUGGCCACGUUCUAUAUGUGCGUAACCAUAUUAUAUUAUAUAAACUGUUCUUGUUCAUUUCUAUGUAUGUAAACUGAUUGGAGCAACUAAAACAUUAACACUAGUAUUAUAUUCAGCGACAAUAUGUAUGACUGAUGUGUGCUGCAAUUAUUAGCUGAUUUAACAAGAUGAUGCUUUAUACUGUCACA